AUGGCUUCAUCAGGUUUUUCACCAGCUGCACCACCAGUCUUCAAUGGAGAAAGAUUUCAUAUCUGGGUAGUCAAAAUGAAGACUUACCUGCAGGCAUUCGAUCUAUGGGAGGUAGUAAAUUUAGAUGCUGAGCCUGCACCUCUCAGAGCAAAUCCAACAGUUGCUCAAAUGAGGCAACAUGCUGAUGAAAGAACAAAAAGGCACAAGGCCAUGUCAUGCAUACAAAACUGUGUUUCAGAUGUGAUUUUCACAAGAAUCAUGGCCUGUGAAACACCAAAGGAGGCUUGGGACAAGCUGAAAGAAGAGUUUCAAGGGACUGAGAGAACAAGGCAACAACAGCUUCUCAACUUGAGAAGAGACUUUGAAAAUAUGAAGAUGAAAGAAGAAGAAAUAGUCAAGCAGUAUUCAGAUAGAAUUAUGGUUGUUGUAAACAACAUAAGGCCCCUAGGAGAGCAGUUCAGUGAAGCCAGAAUAGUGGAGAAAGUCAUAUCCACCCUACCUGAGAGGUAUGAGGCAAAAAUCUCAUCUUUCGAAGACUCAAGGGACUUGACAACCAUUUCCCUAACUGAGUUAAUUAAUGCCUUGUAUGCACAAGAGCAAAGAAGGGCUAGCAGACUGGAAGAGCACCAAGAAGGAGCCUUCCAAGCCAAAGCCAAGCCAACAUCAAGUACCUUUGCUCAAAAAGGUAAAAAGACUUGGAAGGACAAGUCUAGGUAUGAAAACACAAGAAAGAGGGAUCAAUCCUGCAGAUAUUGCAAAAGGGCUGGUCAUCCUGAAGCAGAUUGCUGGUUCAGACCAGAUGCUAUAUGUCAGCAUUGCAAAAAGAAAGGCCAUGUGGAUAGGUUUGCAAAAACAAAGGCAAACCGAGGUAGAACCAAUUUCAGCAACCAAAGGCUGAAGCACGAGUAG
This is a messenger RNA of Gossypium raimondii (Peruvian cotton), 909 nucleotides long. RefSeq lists its product as uncharacterized. The record is from RefSeq and is a predicted model, not a curated record. The transcript has a single exon. NCBI's taxonomy places the organism in Eukaryota, Viridiplantae, Streptophyta, Magnoliopsida, Malvales, Malvaceae. The coding region runs from base 1 to 909 and encodes 302 amino acids. Gene Ontology annotation, molecular function: nucleic acid binding; zinc ion binding.